AUGGCUCGCACGAACCAACAUCUCCCAUGUCCGCCCGAGAACUUCCUUCGGCCGUUGAUCAAGCGUCUACAUCGGCUGGGUAUGACAGACAGCCAGAUCGCGAGUAUGGUCUUGAAGCAAAUCGACGCAAAGACAUACGGAAUUAGCUCGUCCACGAUCAAGAAGCGACGCUCCGCGUGGAAAAUAUUUGGUGUUCGACAGUCUGGACAUACGCUGCAGUCCAUCGCCCCAUCUGUCCAACAGAUACGUAUGCGCUAUCCCAACAUGGGUGCCCGUGAUAUGACAAAACGGUUACGCCUGGAGUUCGAUGUUUAUGCACCACGUGAACUCGUCGAGUUGUAUCUUAAGAUCGAAGAGCCUGAGGCCGUCGCUGCGCGCAAGCGCCGUGUCUUCAAGCGUCGUCGGUACUGGACUGCUGGUGUCAACGAUUGCUGGGCAUUUGAUCAACACGACAAGUGGAAGCGCUUCGGGCUCUGGUUCAACCUCGGUCUGGAUGUGUGCUCGGGAAAGAUCCUAUUCAUCAAGAUAUGGUGGAACAACCGUAACCCUCGGCUCCUUGGCAACUAUUACCUCGACGCUGUGGAGAAGAUCGGUGCUGUCCCGAUGAUCACCCAGAGCGACCCUGGGACGGAGAACUACUCUGUUGCGAACAUGCAGACGAUCAUGCGCCAACGCCUCGACCCAACUCUCAGCGCUACACUUCAGCACCGCUGGAUGGUCAAUGGCAUGAACAUCAAGCCCGAGAUCCAGUGGUCCCAAAUGCGCAGUCAGUUCUCCCCCGGUUUCGAAGCGGUGCUACAGCAUGGAAUCGACAGCGGUUUGCUCGACAUGCACGAGGAUCUUGAGCGCAUGCUUUUCCGACGUCUGUCCAUACCUUGGCUUCAGGAGGAACUUGAUCGCUGGGUAGAUCAGAAGAACUCGACAACACGUCGUGCAAACAAGUACAAGGUGCUCCCUCAUGGAAUCCCUGAUCUUAUCUAUGAGUGCCCUGAUGAGUAUGGCGCGAUGGACUUCAAGGUACCUGUGAACCCGGUGCUGAUUUCGGAGAUGCGUGCGGACUUUUGCCCUCACGACCACCCCAUCUACCAGCUCGUCCCGCCCAUCUUCGAGCAACAUUUUCAAGCUCAUCGCGAGGCUCUACAGUUCCCCGUCGUCUCGAUCGCGAACUUCUGGGAGGUCUACAACCUUUUUCUGCAUGCAUUCAUCACCGCACCAUUCGAUCAAGAUCUAUCUGAUGUCAUUCGGACUGCGCCGUCACCUCUGCAGGAGGACAUCGCAGUGGGCGACCCCGUCAAGCUCUUGCCGCUGCCCCCCUUACGUGCGGGACUAAUGGUCGAAAAGGCGGCAGGUCAGGCCCAGGGAGUGGGUGCUGCAGGCAGGAAUGGCAUUGCAUUCGAGUACGUCGGUGGCCUGACCAGUCCCGAUGUUCCGCAGCCGUUACUCGAUGCAGUGAACCGUCAAGAUGAUGAACAGCAUGCCAAUGGGGCGGAAGAUGAAGGUGACGACUGUGAUCUCUUCGCGGAACCACGAUACAUAGAGUUCUCGGACGACGAAGAUGACAUCGAACUACCUGUACUGGGCUCUUGA
Messenger RNA from Peniophora sp. CBMAI 1063, 1587 nucleotides. NCBI's taxonomy places the organism in Eukaryota, Fungi, Basidiomycota, Agaricomycetes, Russulales, Peniophoraceae. The record is from the annotation of a GenBank genome assembly.